GGAAGCAGGUGGGUUUUGUAUUUUUCUCUCUCUUCCGUAGUCCCGUUAUCGUUUAUACUUAGGGAACCUGCAACCCUCGUUCCGCGCAUGUUAGCGGAGCUCCGGCUCCCCUAAAGGAGCCUUCGCUCAAAUAAAAUUUCCUAAAAGCGAAGCCCCCAAUCCAAAGGACAGAAGGGUUUGAUCUUAGGGUUUGUUUUUGUGCUUCGAAGAUUUCAGAUCUGUGCAUUGACGUGGAAAAGAAAGGAAGAUAGGGUAAAGAAAAAUGUCGAAAGCCUGGGGAGAAAUCGGUGCGUGGGCCGCUGAGUCCGAGCGUGCCGAAGCCGAAGAGCGAGAGAACGCUGCCGCCGUCGCCGCCAAUUCUCAACUCACCGGUGGUGAUGAAUCUUUGAGUUUUCCAAGUCUCAAAGAAGCUGUGGCUGCCAAGCCUAAGAAGAAGAAGAUGACGCUAUCUGAGUUCACCACCGGUGUUCACGUUGGCCCAGGUGGAGCCAGGCGCGAAUACUCCACGGAGUCCAGGGGUUUAACUACUGACGAGAUGCUUCGAUUGCCAACUGGCCCCAAGGAGAGGACUCCCGAGGAAUUGGAGCACGGUCGCCUCGGCGGUGGGUUCCGCUCCUAUGGCCGAACUGGCCCUCCUCCUGGCCGUGAGAGAGGCAACGACAGUGACGGUUCAUGGGCUGGAACAGGUCGGAGAUCCUACGGGGGCUUCGAUGAAGAACGUAGGGUUCCCCCACCUAGGUCACAAGACUACGAUCAGCCUUCCAGGGCCGACGAAGUUGAUAACUGGGCAAUGACUAAGAAACCGUUUCCUAUCUCUCCCAUGGAUUCUGGUCCUGGACGACAAGAUCGCUACAGUUCGCUUGGUACUGGUGGUGGGGGUCCUUCUAGGGCUGACGAGGUCGACAAUUGGGCUAUGGGUAAGAAGACACAGGCACCACCUCCUGCUAGAUCUAUGGGUUUCGGUUCAGGUUUCAGAGAUUCUGCUCCCAAUUUGGAUCGUUGGAGCAGAGGAGGACCACGUGAUGGGGAUCGUGAGCGCCCACGGCUUGUUUUGGAUCCACCCAAGGGUGAUGGAGUUGUUAAUGAGACUCCCAGAACUACCAGGCCUAGCCCAUUUGGUGAAGCACGUCCCAGGGAAGAGAUUUUGGCUGAAAAAGGUUUCGAUUGGAGGAAGUUCGAUUCAGAUAUUGAGUCUCGUAAGACAACGAGUCGACCCACAAGCUCUCAGUCAAGCAGGCCUUCAAGUGCCCAUUCGAAUCGAGCAGAAAGUCCUGCGCCGCAGGUUCUGGAAGCAGCACCAAAACCACGACCAAAGGUGAAUCCUUUUGGGGAUGCUAAGCCUCGAGAAAUCUUACUGGAACAGAAAGGCAAGGAUUGGCGCAAGAUUGAUUUAGAACUGGAGCACCGUGGCAUUGACAGGUUUUCAGCCUUGCUCUAUCUCAAGCAUUGUCUCUAUUUCCAUGCUUAUGUUACUUAUCUAGCUUAA
Messenger RNA from Macadamia integrifolia, 1486 nucleotides. Its product is annotated as eukaryotic translation initiation factor 4B2-like. NCBI's taxonomy places the organism in Eukaryota, Viridiplantae, Streptophyta, Magnoliopsida, Proteales, Proteaceae. The record is from RefSeq and is a predicted model, not a curated record. The transcript has a single exon. Gene Ontology annotation, molecular function: translation initiation factor activity; mRNA binding. The coding region runs from base 263 to 1486 and encodes 407 amino acids.